This is a messenger RNA of Rhizoctonia solani, 1887 nucleotides long. Its product is annotated as carbon catabolite-derepressing kinase. Lineage: Eukaryota; Fungi; Basidiomycota; Agaricomycetes; Cantharellales; Ceratobasidiaceae. Gene Ontology annotation, biological process: protein phosphorylation; intracellular signal transduction. Gene Ontology annotation, cellular component: cytoplasm. The transcript is spliced from 15 exons. The record is from RefSeq and is a predicted model, not a curated record. Gene Ontology annotation, molecular function: protein serine/threonine kinase activity; ATP binding. Bases 1 to 1887 code for a protein of 628 amino acids.
AUGUCGAGCCGAGAACCAUCUUCAGAUGGCCACAAAAGACCGGGAGAAUACCAGGUUAUCAAGAACAUUGGAGAAGGAUCUUUUGGUCAGGUUAAACUGGCCAUCCAUACUCUCACGGGCCAGAAGGUAGCCCUAAAGUACUUCUCGAAAGCUCGAAUAAAGAAUAUGAAACUAGGUGCUAGAGUCAACAGGGAAAUUCAAUAUCUAAGGCUUCUGGACCAUCCGCACAUUGUUAAAAUCUACGAAGUAAUAGACACCUCCACCGAUAUCAUUAUGGUCAUCGAAUUUGCCGGAGCGGAGCUGUUUGAUACCCUGGCCAAACACGGUCGAUUACCAGAGGAGACCGCUCGUAGCAUUUUCCAACAACUUGUCUCGGCCGUUGCCCAUAGUCACAAGUUCAAGGUCAUUCAUCGCGAUUUAAAGCCAGAGAACAUCCUCAUUGAUUGGUCGGGCCCAGUACCUGAUGUAAAAGUGAUUGAUUUUGGACUGAGUAACGUCAUGACGGACGGAGACUUUCUUCGGACCAGUUGCGGGUCACCGUGCUAUGCAUGUCCAGAGGUUAUCAGUGCGAAGCCACUCAACGGAGAGCUCGUUAGAGUCUAUGCAGGUCCUGAGGUCGAUGUUUGGUCAAUAGGGGUAAUACUAUACUUGAUGCUCGCCGGACGACUCCCUUUUGAGGAUGAGAAUACUCAUGCUCUGAUGGACAAGAUUUGUACUGGAAAGUACCAUAUACCCAGUGACAUACCACCAGAUGCCGCCAACCUAAUUAAGAAUUGCAUAGUUGUUAACCCAAUUAAGCGUUUAACCAUGUCGGACAUCAUGCAACAUCCAUGGUUCUUAGCCGGCUUGCCCAAAUACCUCCGGAUUGCGCCACAAACUCCGAAUCUAACCAUGCCUGUCGAGUCCUUAAGCUAUAUAUUGGCGCCACAAAAAGAAGCUAGGGCAGUUCCAGAAUCUAGUUGGCCCAUCCCGGAGCUCGUCGACGAACUAGUAGAGGCAAUUGGGGGGAGUAAAGAGGAGGUACUUGAAUCCCUGGGCGCAGAGGGGGACAAUGCCAUCAAGGUUGCGUACAACAUCGCCAGAGACAAAAGGCGGAAAACUUUGGAUUGGAGCGAACGAAUGCGCACCCAAGAAGAGGCCUCCGAUGUGGCCGCGACGACAGGCAUGAUGUCGAACCUUAUGGUGUCCAACCCGAAUCAACGUACCAACUACGAAACGGAUAGUACAGCUUAUGAUACUGACGAAGAAUGGGAAUUUGACUGGAAUGGAGAAGAGCAUAGCAUUGCGGUUCUAAACAGCAGUUUGCCUGCUGGUCAGCCGGAUCCAGAUGCACAUCAUCUAGCAUCUUAUGCCGAAGCGCAUGCCACAGCUCAAUCGCAGGAGCAGAUGCGAAUUGCACGUGGUGCAAAUCCUACAACAGAGAUACGCAAGAGGACCAAAUGGCACUUUGGAAUUAGGUCAAGAAGCCCGCCAAUGGAGGUAAUGUUGGAGCUCUAUAACACGCUCAAGUCUUUGGGGUGGGAAUGGAGGGAAAAGCCAAACCUCGUGAAGAAAAAAACUCCUGCAACAGGGGAGGAAGUUGAUCCCCGUGAAGACUCGGAUAUAUACUUCUUGGAGACACGCUGUCGCAUCAACGAUGUGGUUAUUCGAACAGAUUUGCAGCUAUACCAAGUGGACGCGAUCAAUUACCUCGUGGACUUCCGCAAUGUCGGCUAUUAUCAGGUGGUGCGCGACCAAGUGAAUGAGUCCCCGUUCACUGGGAUAGACGAUUCGCAGGUCAAUGGUGGCAAGAUCGGUGGGGAGGGUCGGAAACUAGACGACAUUACUAGCCCCUUUCUCUUUUUGGAGUCCGCAUGUCGGUUGAUCCAGCAGCUAGCGGGGGCGUGA